Messenger RNA from Elaeis guineensis (African oil palm), 2998 nucleotides. Its product is annotated as probable cadmium/zinc-transporting ATPase HMA1, chloroplastic. Gene Ontology annotation, biological process: monoatomic cation transport. Gene Ontology annotation, molecular function: ATP hydrolysis activity; ATP binding; ATPase-coupled monoatomic cation transmembrane transporter activity. The record is from RefSeq and is a predicted model, not a curated record. NCBI's taxonomy places the organism in Eukaryota, Viridiplantae, Streptophyta, Magnoliopsida, Arecales, Arecaceae. Gene Ontology annotation, cellular component: membrane.
CCUUAUAGCUUUCUCCUCUCCCACCAAACCCCCCGGCUAUUAUUGUCCCUUUCCCGCCGUGCUCCAAGAUCCCCGGAUGGAAGCACUCGCCCUCGCCACAGCGGCCGGCGGGAGCAGCCCCACCCUCCGGUUCCUCCUCUCCCGAACGCCCAGACCCUCUCGCUAUUUCUACCAUUCCACUCCACCAAAACGCCGUCCCAACUCCCGCCCAAAUCCCCAUUCCCUCUCAAUUCUCUCCAACAACUCCCUCUCCCCUUCUCUCCGCUCCCGUCGUCUCCUCCCUCCCUGCUGUGUAGCCUGCAAAGCCCAUGGCCAUGGCGAUCACGACGACGAUCAUCACCACCACGACCACGACCACCACCACCACCAUGGCCACGGUCACGGCCAUGGAGGGGAAGGGGAGCUUAAUAGGGCUCAAGAGGGGAUCAUUCGAUUUGCCAAGGCCGUAGGGUGGGCCGACCUGGCAGAUCUUUUGAGAGAGCACCUGCAGCUGUGCUGCUGCUCCAUGGCGCUGCUGCUUCUCGCCUCCGCCUGCCCGUAUGUCCUCCCUGAUCGAGCCGCGAAGUCCUUGCAGAAUGGUCUCAUCGCCAUCGCGUUCCCUCUUGUCGGGGUUUCAGCAGCUCUUGAUGCUGUUCUAAAUCUUGCUGCUGGGACAGUAAAUAUCCAUGUUCUUAUGGCUCUUGCAGCCUUUGCAUCAGUGUUCAUGGGAAACUCAUUGGAAGGUGCCCUGCUUCUUGCAAUGUUUAACCUGGCCCACAUUGCGGAAGAGUAUUUCACAAGCCGAUCAAUGAUCGAUGUGAAGGAACUCAAGGACAACCACCCAGAUUUUGCACUGCUGCUGGAAGUGAAUGGCGAUAGACUACCUCAAUUCUCAAAAUUGAAUUACACAAAAAUUCCAGUGCAUGACCUUAAAGUGGGUUCUUAUAUUCUCGUCAGGGCUGGUGAGGCUGUGCCUGUGGAUGGGGAGGUCUUUCAAGGUUCAUCUACAAUUACUACUGAACAUUUAACUGGAGAAACUAAACCUCUAGAAAGAAAGGUUGGAGAUAGUAUUCCUGGGGGUGCUAGGAAUUUGGAAGGAAUGAUGAUUGUUAAGGCAACAAAGUCUUGGAAGGAUUCAACAUUAAACAGGAUUGUGCAGUUGACUGAAGAAGGGAAGCUAAAUAAGCCAAAGUUACAAAGGUGGCUGGAUGAAUUCGGAGAGCACUAUAGCAAGGUUGUUGUUGCUUUAUCUUUGGUGGUUGCUUUGAGUGGACCAUUUCUUUUUAAAUGGCCCUUCAUUGGAAACUCAGUUUCCAGGGGUUCAAUUUAUCGUGCCUUGGGGCUUAUGGUAGCAGCAUCUCCAUGUGCAUUAGCCGUAGCCCCUUUAGCAUAUGCUACUGCAAUCAGUGCAUGUGCUAAGAAGGGAAUUUUGCUUAAAGGUGGGCAUGUAUUAGAUGCCCUUGCAGCUUGUCAGUCUAUUGCAUUUGAUAAAACUGGGACCCUGACAACAGGGAAGCUUAUGUGCAAGGCAAUUGAGCCCAUUCAUGGGCAUUUGGGAGGAAGAAGAUACGAGGUUCCAUCGUGUUGUAUUCCAAAUUGUGAAAGUGAAGCUCUAGCGGUAGCUGCAGCAAUGGAAAAGGGAACUACUCAUCCUAUUGGAAGAGCAGUUGUAGAUCAUAGUCGAGGGAAAGACCUUCCAGACAUUUCUGUUGAAAGCUUUGAGUCUGUACCUGGCAGAGGUCUUUUUGCAACAUUGACUGGUAUCAAGUCACUAACUGGAGAUAAAGAGCUUUUAAAGGCAUCGCUUGGUUCUGUCGAGUACAUUGCCUCAUUGUGUAAAUCUAGUGAUGAGUCUGCAAAAAUAAAGGAAGCGGUGAGGACAUCUGCUUACGGUAAUGAUUUUGUUCAAGCUGCUCUCUCUGUUGAUAAGAAGGUAACGCUUUUCCAUUUUGAGGAUGAGCCCCGACCUGGUGUUGCAGAAGUAAUAUCUACUUUAAAAGAUCGAGCAAAGCUUCGUAUAAUGAUGCUAACUGGUGACCAUGAGUCAAGUGCAAGAAGAGUUGCUAAUACUGUAGGCAUUAAUGAAGUGCAUUGCUGCUUGAAGCCUGAAGAUAAGCUCAACCAAGUAAAAAGUGCUUCUAGAGAUAGAGGUGGAGGAUUGAUAAUGGUAGGAGAUGGUAUCAAUGAUGCACCUGCACUUGCUGCUGCAACUGUAGGUAUCGUGUUGGCUCAACGUGCUAGUGCAACUGCAAUAGCUGUUGCAGAUGUGCUGUUGUUGCAGGAUAACAUUUCUGGUGUUCCAUUUGUUAUAGCCAAAGCUCGCCAGACAACAUCAUUGGUCAAGCAAAGUGUUGCACUUGCUUUAACUUGCAUUUUUUUCGCUUCUCUUCCUUCAGUGUUGGGUUUUCUUCCUCUUUGGUUGACGGUUCUUCUUCAUGAAGGAGGGACCCUUCUUGUCUGCUUGAACUCAAUUCGUGCCCUUAAUAACCCAACAUGGUCUUGGCUACAAGAUCUACGGCAGCUCGUGGAUGGACUAAGAAAGGCUGUAGCUGAUCUCCUCAAUAAGAGGCCUCCGAGGAGUCACAUAAUUCAGGCAGCUCCAUUGUAAUUAUAUACCACAAUUUCUCAGCUCCUGUGGCAACAGAAUCAAUUUUUGAGAGAUGAUUCUAAAUUACAUAUGGAGGAUGAAUGUAUGCACAAAAUUUUAUCUUUUGUCUAUAUCAUCAGCAAUUAGAUUCUGAAGUGAAAACUAGGACUGCAGUGACUUAGUUCUCUGGUGUUUGUUCCUGCCUUGUCAUUUGUAGGCUCUUUAAAAUGUGGAAGAAUGUUGAAUGCUAAGUAAAUAGAUUCCUGAGUCUGAGUCAUUCAUCUGCAUUAAUGUUGUGCGUUGAAGGUUUCAUUUUGUAAAGUAUACUCAUAGUGGCCAGAUGUAAUUGAAUCCUCGCAUAAGCAGAUGUACGCUUGUUGAAAACAUCUCAAAUAGCUUUUAUGCAAUGAAAUUAUGUAUUUUUUCAUUGUU